This is a messenger RNA of Psylliodes chrysocephalus, 570 nucleotides long. Lineage: Eukaryota; Metazoa; Arthropoda; Insecta; Coleoptera; Chrysomelidae. The record is from the annotation of a GenBank genome assembly.
AUGAAAUCCCAUGAAAAAUCCAAAGUGCACAUGAAUAAUGUUUUUAGCUUUUCCAUGCUUGGUAAGUUAAAUAUAAAAACCCAGUUAAAUUCGGCUUAUCGCGAUGCUCUAAUUAAACAUAAUCAACAAGUUGAUAAGAAUCUAUAUGUUUUAAAUAAAAUUAUAAAUUGUAUAAGGUUUUGUGGAGCCUUUGAAUUAGCUUUAAGGGGUCACGAUGAGAAAGAUAAUUUAGAAAAUAGAGGCAUAUUUAAGGAGCUGGUGAAUUUUAGCGCCGAAUUAGACAACGACUUAAAGGUUCAUAUUCAAAGUUCAAAAGCUUUCAAAGGUACCUCAAAAAUAACCCAAAAUGAACUUCUUGAGUGUAUGUUAGAUGUUUAUCACGAAGAAGUUAGGAAAGAAAUAGAAAAUUCUCCUUUUGUACACGACGCCAAAUCAAUCGCUGAAUGCAUUUUAAAUGUUCUAGUUUAUUUAAAUUUGUAUGAACUGCUUAAAGAAGUACAACUUACUUUAUGGUGUAUAAUCAUAAUAAACUUAAUUCCAUCUGCCAGAUUAUUUAAGUCAUUUAAAUGA